AAAAUUUCUUCAUGGAGUCCAUCAUAGGGUCAGUUCUUGGAAGGGUAGGGGAAUAUGUAGAUUGUCAGAAAAACUUCCAAAAUGAUGUGGAUGAUCUUAGAAAAAGAGUGGCAGAUCUAAAACGCAAAAGAAAUGAUAAAGUAGCAGAACUACAAAUAGUGGAUGAUUUGGAGAAACAGGUUAAAGAAGAAGUGCAAGGAUGGCUUGAAGAUGCAAGGAGGGUCACUGAAAUUGAAAUGCCAGAUAUUGAAGAAAAGGUGCAGAAUGUUUCAUACUUGUUGCGUGGUAGCCUUGGAAGAUGUGUUCGUCAAAAGAUUCAAGAGGUGAGGGAAAUUUAUGAUCGAGGUAGCUUCCCUGAAGGUCUUGUAAUUGAAAGGCCUCCGCCUAUUGGAAUCACUUUGCCAACAGAGAAUAUGGUGGGCGAGGUUGAUGUGAAGGAAAAAAUUUGGGAAUACCUGAGGAGUCGUGAAGUUGGAAUGAUUGGAGUUUGUGGAAUUGGUGGAGUCGGCAAAACCACUGUUAUGAAACACAUCCAUAAUGAAUUACUGAAAGAAUCUAUCGGGUUUACAAAGAUUAUCUGGGUCACAGUAUCACAGUCACUCAGUGUUGUAAAAUUACAAGGUGAUAUUGCUAGAGAAAUGAACAAAAGUCUUCCGAAAGGCAGGGAUGAAUUGAAGCGGGCAUCCAGAUUGAAGGACAUUAUGGAAACAGUGAAAUAUGCAUUGAUCUUAGAUGAUGUGUGGGAUAAAUUUGAUCUUCAAAGAGUUGGAAUACCAGAACCAACAACAGAAAAUGGGUGCAAAAUUGUUAUUACUAGUAGAUCAGUUGAUGUAUGCAACUUCUUGGGAUGUCAGAUAGUGAAGGUGCCUCCUCUUCCACAGGAAGAGUCUUUGAACUUGUUUUUAGAUAAGGUUGGACACGACAUUCUACUAAUUCCUAAUUUGGAAAAGAUUUUGAAGGAUAUGGUGGCAGAAUGCGCUGGUUUGCCAUUGGCCAUUGUCGUCAUUGCUGGGAGCAUGAAAGGUGUAACACUUAUUCGUCAGUGGAGAAGUGCAUUACGUCAAUUGCAUCAGUGUGUGUUGGAUACAGAGAAAGAUUCAGAAGAUCAGAUAUUUCAACGCUUGAAGUUCAGUUAUGACCGUCUACCAAAUUCAAGCAUCCAAGAAUGUUUAUUAUAUUGCUCAUUGUAUUCGGAAGAUUGGGUGUUUCAAAGAGAAGAUCUAAUUGAAGACUGGAUUUGUGCGGGACUUGUUGAAAAAUCAGGGAGCAGAAGAGAAAUGCAUGAUAGAGGACAUGAAAUUUUAAGUAAGCUUGAAAACAAUUGUCUGUUAGAGGAAGGCAGUGACGGAUAUGAAGACGGUGUUAAGAUGCAUGAUGUUGUGAGGGACAUGGCAUUGCGUGUUAAGAGCACCGGUCCAAGUAAGUUCAUGGUGAAAGCUAAAGUGAGAUUGACAGAGAUACCAGAGAAGGAUAAAUGGACUGAAGAUCUAGACAAGGUUUCCCUAAUGGAAAAUGAAAUAUCAUAUAUCCCUAUAAAUAUGUUCCCCAAAUGCUUGAUGCUCUCAACCUUAAUUUUGAAGCGUAACGUAAAAUUGAAGCAAAUUCCAGAGUGUUUUCUAGCAAACAUGCCCCUACUGAAGUUUCUUGAUCUUUCUUAUACUGGCAUUGAGGCUCUACCUAAUUCCAUAUGUAGCUUAAAAAAUCUUACAACACUGAUUCUCUGUGAAUGUCGGAGAUUAGAACGCAUGCCUUCCUUGUCAAAGCUUAAAGCACUGAAGAAGUUGGAAUUGGAUGGAGCAGGCCUUCGUGAGGCUCCUGAAGGCAUUGAAAUGUUAGAAAAUCUAGAAUAUCUUGAUUUAUCUGCUCCAAAGCUGAAGGUAAUACCAAGAGGAAAAAUCAGUAAGCUCUCUCGCCUCCAAUACCUACGUAAAAUUCCGAUUUUUUCAACUGAUAUAAGAGCAGAAGAAGUAGCAAGAUUGAACAUGCUGGAAUGUUUUGAUGGUAUAUUUGAUCAACUGAAGGACCUCAGCAGUUUUGUUAGCAAGUUGAAUCAUUUUGGAAGACCCAAUAAUUACUGGUUACGUGGGGGAGUGGACCAUGACGACGAAGGGGUGGUGGGGGGGUAUUUUGGGGAAUUCAACAACGAUGAUCCUUUCAGAAAGGUUGCUUUAUCCGACUGCAAGAUAGGAUAUGAAGAUGAGUUGGUGCUUCCAGAUGACCUUCGGACUUUGUGGAUUGAAGGCUGCAAUACGGUCGCUGAUAUUUCUAUUUUUCUGAGAAAUUUGACUCAAUUGCAAACAUAUGACUUGUACAGAUGCCAAGGGAUAGAGUGUGUGGUCUCCUCCUCGUCAUCUUCAUCUUCUUCCUUGACAGCUAUGAAUAACCUUGAAAAGCUAGGUCUUUACCAUUUGGUUAGCUUGCGGGACAUUGUGAAAGUAGAAAAAACAACAGCGUCGCUUGCACCGACAAUAUCCCCUCACAUCUUUUCCAAUCUUAAACUCCUGAUAGUAACGGAUUGUGGUCCAAACUUGAAGAAGCUGUUUCCAUGUGAGUUGCUGCAAGGUCAAGGCCUCCAAAACUUGGAGAAGAUUAUAGUCGAAGCUUGUGAGGGGAUGGAGGAAAUAAUAGGGUGGGAAGAAGAAGAGGUAGGAAAUCAAACAACUACUCCAAUAUUGAUCUCUCUUCCAAAAUUAAGGUUAUUGGGGUUGCAACACCUACCAAAAUUGAAGAGAAUCUACCCCGAAGGAGGAGUAAUGGCUUGUGAUUCUCUCAAUUCCAUUCAUAUAACCAACUGCCCUAAGGUCAAGAGGAUUCCAGUCUGUCUUGGAAGGGAAAACGGGCAACCAUCUCUUGCUGCUAUGAAAGAUAUCUCUAUUUAUAAUCCAAACAAAUGGUGGGAAUCGUUGGAGUGGGAGAAUCCUGACGAUGAGUAUGUCCUCCUACCUUUCAUCAAAUAUUCUGGCGACGGUGAUAACACUUGGGUAAAUAUUCAAUAUAGCUGUGUCGACCCGUAACAAUUAUUUAAUGGCAGUUUCUAAUGCCCAGCCCAUCUCAGCUCAGCGAGCAAGCUUUCCUGAGUCAUCCAUUCAAUAUCAAUCAGGCUGCAUAUCUACCAUCUCAUACCUAUUUCUUCAACUCAGCAACAUUUAUACCAAUGCAAGACAAAAACUGGGAUUCACAAAUCACACUCACAUGAAUGCAAUGCCAUCUCUGUUGUAAUUUGCUGUUUAGUGUUGUGGAUGAACUUCAUUUAAUUAGAGCUUUUUAUUGUUUCUUUAAAUAAUUUGUUUUACUUUGUUGUAAUAAGCUCUAAAACAGAUUUGACAAACUUUAUGUUUAAUGUAUGUGACUGUUUACUAUCACACUCAACAUCUUAAUUUCUUUAAUCACGUUAUUUUUCCAAUACUUACAUUUGCCAUAGCAGGCCAAAGGUAUGUAUGAAUUUCUCUCCUAUUUCAUCUAUCAAUUUAGUUAAACACUCCCGUGGCUAACUUGACCACCUGAGGGCUUGAGGGUCCCUCUGUGAAAGCCCUCCACUGCUGUCUUUCUCCUGCCUUCUAAUUUUCUCCAGCCAAGACAAAUCAUAUUUGGAAAUCAACUACUAUUAUUUUUCAAGUCCAAAAAAUUACGUGGCUUGAAAUUGAUUGUGCUUCCUUCCUUGCCAUCUGUCCCUACAUUGGAACUAUGUUUUUCCCUUAUCAGGGAUCCUAUUGAACCUGAAGCCAUCUGUGUUUGAUGACAAGAGAUAUACAUGUUGCAGCAGCCAACAGGGCGCAAAACUUUCUUUUAUAUUUAUACUGCUUCUCUGAAGCUGAGUCUUGGCCAUCCAAGCAGUACCUUGGCGUCUGGCUUAAUGGAGGUUAUGUGAAUGGAUAUAUGAGUUGGUAUAAUUGGCUUAUUCAUGUUUCUAAUACUCUUGAGUAUGACAUAAUUGUAUCACUAUCUUUUAGUUGUUAAAGGACCUAGCUGUCCAUCAACAGAGGAGCUGAAAAAAAGGACCUAGUUGUAUCGUGGAUAAUUCAUGAUUAUGCUCUCUGAAACUUUCUUUUA
This is a messenger RNA of Rubroshorea leprosula, 4050 nucleotides long. Lineage: Eukaryota; Viridiplantae; Streptophyta; Magnoliopsida; Malvales; Dipterocarpaceae. The record is from the annotation of a GenBank genome assembly.